UUUUUUCACGCGUGUUUUCAUUGGAGUUCAGCACGUUUUCUUCGCGACGAGUCGCUUGUUGGAUGGAUAUUAUCGUAUUUUAGUGGUAAUUCGGUGAUAAAUUAAGCCAAAAAGGAUGGCGAAAAUGCUAGCGUACUACAGUUUGUGCCCGAUCAACGAUGUGGCCGAGUUUUUGGGUCUUUCGCGCGACGUGAACGCCGGCUGCGCCAUCAACACCCUCGGCCGGAACAUAGUCCAGGUGGUGAAGUUGAGCAACCAGAAGCUGCAGCACAGCUGGACCUCGCUCGAGCGGCUCUCCAGCAAGGUGGUGUACGACUUCCGGUCGGGGCGGUACGUCGGUGUGUUUGGCGGCCGGUACGUGCGCUGCUGGCCCGCGGACCAGGCCGACAUCAACAAGGUGAAGAAGGUCAAGUUUUACCGCACCAUCGCGCAGCUGUACGCGGUCGCCACCGGGCAGGUGCUGGUGCUGUACGACGACGGGAGCUGCGAGUCGCUGGAGAGUGCCGUGGACACGCGCAACGAGGACCGCAAGGCGCCGGAGCAGAUCGAGCGCGGCGUGCCGAUCGUGGAUGCGGCGCGGGAGAGCAUCGUGGACGUGUGUACGGUGGCGCUGGACAGCGGCCGGCUGGUGCUGGGGUACUUUGUGCGGGACGGCGAGAGUGGGGCGAUGACGUUGCACUAUUGUCUGCUGGCGGAGGAGAGUUUGAAGCCGCUGCGUUUCCGGAAGGUUAGGCUGGAGAGGGCCGAGCAGAAGGUGCACCUGGUGGGGCAGAGCUUGGUGGAGGGCGGGGGGAGCGUUUCGUUGAUUACGAUUUGGUCCGACAAGCGCAUCUUCACCAAGACCCUAACCUUCGACUCGGACGGCUCGUCCGGCGACGACCACUCGAUCGGCAACUUUAUCUCGAUCCUGAACAUGAUCAACACGUCGCAACCGCUCUCGAUGGUGGGCAUCAGCCGGGAUUACAUCGCGAUCUACGCGAACAAUCUGAACCAGGACGGCGCUUCGUUGCUGCUGUACAACGUGCAGUUCAAGGUGGUGCAGGCGAAGCAGUUCUUCAAGGUGUUCUUCAGCAAUUCGCGCUUCUGGCUGGUGGAGAACCAUCUGCUGUUGGCGUUCGGGCAGACGCUGGCCGUGGUGCCGUACAAGAUCAGCAAGGAGCAGCUGUCGGAUAUGGUGGGGACGCAGAAGGGCGCGGAGGUGCGGAACUACGUGGACAACGAGAGCAUUAAUGAGGAUUGCGAUUUUAACGAGGGUUAUGGCUUUGUUGGGGAUUUGAAGGAUGUUAGUGAGGGUGAGGAGAGUGAAGGGGAAGAUGAGGGUCCGGAAGUGGUCUACAAGCUGUUUGAAAGUGUCGGGCGAUUCGAGGAGACGCUGCAGGAGGCGUACAAGAGCGAUUUGAUGGUUGAGACCGUUCGGGAUGAGGGUUUGCCGGAGGACGUGAUCUCGAUGCGGUUGAUGUCGAACGUUGAUUGUUCGGUUGGACCGUUGCUGUUCAGUGAGUCGUUUGAGUUGUUGGCCAGCGAGCUGGAGAAGCACGGCUUUUGUGAGAUGGAGAUAACGGAGAAGAUUAUUCCGUUGAUGAUCCAGGCUGGCGCCUCGCUUGACAUUGGAAAGUGUCUCAAGCGGUACAGCACCGUAUCCGAGCGGAGCUUGGUGUCCGCGCUGAAGUACGCCCUUGGCUGCCAGGAGAAGAAGACGCCUCCAAAGGCGACAAUCCCGGACGUUGAACAAUUGUUAGAGAAGGUUUCCGGCAGCAAGCUUCCAACAGUGUCUGAAGAGCAACCAACCUCGUUCAUCCUGGAAGAUCAAUCCCCGCAACCCAUCGUCGACCUGCUCAACAUCAUCCUUUCCUGCAGCGUCCACCGCACGCUGAUCCUCCCCCUGCUCCGCAAAGAAAUCGACCUCAGCUCAGUGCUCGCCCUGCUCGACCAUCUGCUCUUCCUGCUAACCGACCCGGUCGCCACCCUCGCGGAAACUCCCGCCAACGCCGACACCUUCGACAGCGACGAACAGGUCAUCGCGUGGGCCACCCUGCUCAUCGACUCGCACUACCAGCAGAUCGUUCUUUCGCGGGACGCCGAGGUGAAGCGCCGGCUGCUGGUUUGGGCCGCCGUGGUGAAACGCCACGCGGAAGCUUUGGACGAGCUGAAGGCCCUUGCGCCGACGAUUCAGCGACUGGUCGCGGGGAAGCACAACCAGGGCGGAAGUCAGCAGAAUCGAUGGUACAGCGUUGAAACGGUGCAGUUGUAUUGAGGGUCUCGGAAUAAAGUUGU
This is a messenger RNA of Culex pipiens pallens (northern house mosquito), 2274 nucleotides long. RefSeq lists its product as uncharacterized. The record is from RefSeq and is a predicted model, not a curated record. Gene Ontology annotation, cellular component: nucleus; nucleolus. Gene Ontology annotation, biological process: maturation of SSU-rRNA. The coding region runs from base 116 to 2254 and encodes 712 amino acids. Gene Ontology annotation, molecular function: RNA binding. NCBI's taxonomy places the organism in Eukaryota, Metazoa, Arthropoda, Insecta, Diptera, Culicidae. The transcript has 3 exons.